Molecule: messenger RNA, 3059 nt
Organism: Cyprinus carpio (common carp)
Lineage: Eukaryota; Metazoa; Chordata; Actinopteri; Cypriniformes; Cyprinidae
Source: RefSeq, a predicted model, not a curated record
ACAAUCUUGCCAUACCAAAAACGAAAGGGAAAAAAUAAGAAGCAGCAUCUCACAUCACUGCAUGCUUCCCACAGAGGGUUAACGCUCCCGCUGAACCGGAUGCGAUUCCUGCUCCGUCUCAGUGUGUUGUCGUUGCACGGGCAAUGGCGGACGGAGCCCGAGCAUUUGUUUGAAAAACGUACGUUUUGCACAAAUAUACUCGAAUAUCGAUCGGCCAGUCAAAGCGUUCAGCUCGCACGUGUGUUUUUGGCCCUGAUCAGAUCUGCGCCCGUCAGCAUGGAUGUGAAUCUGACCAUCUCUCUGAUGCGGGGCCAGAUGGGCGCUGUUAUCGAGAAAGCCGUGAACGUCGCGGUGGAGACCGUGUUAGGAGAGAUGAUCCGGGUGGUCGGGCUCAAAUUUGAGGAGAUCAAACGUGACAUGACAGCUAAGGAGAAGGAGAAUGAGAACAUCAGGAGGAUGUUGGAGGCGUCCCGCUGUCAGAUGAAAACCAUGCGCAAGUACAUCAGCGUCCUGUCUGCUAAAGACCCCAACCAUAGACUGUAUCAGGGAGAUGGAGACAUGGCUACAACAUCCACAGGGCUGCACUGCAGAAGAGGGCCGACGAGCACUGUGUCAGUGUGUGCCAAAACCCCAGACCCCUGUCCCAGACCCAGACCCUCUGAGCCAGCCCCUGUAGCUGGACCCUCAUGGGUGAGACAGCAGAUGCACAUGUCCAAAGAAACAGUAAGAAGUGAGAUUCACAUUGCUGAUGUCCAUAUUGAAGAGAUCCAUGGAUCAUCAGUUCAUAAAGUUGAUAUCUCAAGCCCUCAUCUGGUGGACAGUCAGGCGCUUCUGUCUGAGACCAGUGAUCCAGUAUGGGGUCAGAACCCUCUCACCUCUGCAGAGACUGGGCACUCAGACACGCCGGACACCAGCGUCCUCUCUGCACCCAUGAUGGCAGAUGAAAGUGUAUCAUCCCAAACUACAAGCACAGUGGGAUUUGGAGCACCUUCACUUAAAAUCAAACAGGAGGAAGCUGAGGUUGAAAUAGUCUGUGUGAAGGAUGAACACGCAGAAUCUGGCAACAUCCCUAGAUUUGAAUAUUCUGACCCUGAACUUCACCAGCCAGCGGGAGAACCAGAGCUCGGGGUCUCACUAGAUCUACCCGCAUCAUUUCAAGCUCUUCAGAGUCCAAGCACUUCAGCAGACUUUGCACUCCCAGCAUUCAUGAGUGUGGACCCAGCUACCUCUAUGUCAGAUGUGAGUCCAGGGAGUUUUGAAAAUAAUCAAUGUACAGCUGCAGAGAGGGCCAUUCUCGAGUCACAGGGAGAAAUGGACUGGAAAAUCAAUCACCUGACUGCACUGGUUCAGUGUCUUGUGGGGAACAGGUGCUUUGUGCCUCCACUGCAAAUGGAGGAUGAGGAAGAGGAUUGUGUCUUGCCUUUGAUGUCAAUGGAGGAUCUUGACCAAUUGGAGCAAAGACUUAUGGAUAGAGCGAUGAUGCAAAAAUUGGUGAACAGAUUGUCUGUUAGUGGAGGUCAAACUAUGAAAAAGACCAUAUGGAGAAUUUGCACCAAAGUGUUUGCUUCCAAUGUGGCCAAACAGCUCAACUGGUGCGGACGGGGAGACAAGCGAGGCUUAAGAAAGACAAAUAUUGGAUCACUAAUAAUAGCUGCAGCUAUGAGGAACACUGUCCUUUUGGCUCCCACAGAAGCGGAGGCAGAGAAAUGUAUCAAAGAUUACCUCCGUUUGGCUCCAGGGAGGACAUCCUCAUAAUCUGUUGUAAAAAUGUCAGUUUUGUUUUAUACAUUGCUUGUACAGAGAAUGCAUACUGUUAAAUAAACCAUUUAAUAAUUACUUGAACUGUUGUUUAUAAGUCAAAAUGAUUUAGAGUAGUUGGAAUAGGGUUAUUAACAUGUCCAUGAUCGAUGUCAGUUUUUUUUUUAUUUUAAAUCAACAUAAGGAUUUUAAGUAAAUAUUUUAAAGUUAAGAUUUUUUUUCUUUAACUAGUGUUAAAUUGUCUGUAUCUGAAGUAAUCAGUAAAUUCCAGUAUUUUUUUUUUUUUUUUUUUAUCCUUUGGCAUUAUUGAAUAUUUCUGUAGAAUACAGAAACAUGUGUUGAAGGUUUUUUUUUUUUUUUUAGUGGACAACAUAAAAUAACUUAUGUUAAUGUUAUUUUGGGCCUGAGGUGGAAAAUGCAAUAACUUUUUCUUAAAAUAAAGAACAUUAAAGCAAAAAACACCUUAAAAGCUCAUGCACAUGGGGCAUCCAUUCCUGAGAGUUUUUGUUUAUAUUGUAAAAGUACAUAUUAAUUCCUAAAGUGUACAGUACAUAUGUGUACCUAAAUGGUACAUUUUACAGUGACAACAGUUGUUCCUUUUUUUCUGAGUGUGCAUCGUCAGUUUUUUUUCUUUUUUUUUUCCAAGAUUUUAAGUGAAAAAGUUUAGAAUUUAAAGAAGUUUUAAAAAAACAUUUUAAAAGAUCUUUUGCUUUAACUAGUUUUAAAUUGUCCUUUGGUGUGGAAAGUACAAAUAUUAUAUGUAAUCCUUAAAUUAAUGUGAUAUAAGAAAAUAUGAUAAAAAUAUAAAUUACAUGUGAGGUUACAGUGUAAAACCAAAUGCAUAUCUUGGUCAAUAGUGUAUAUGAAACUUGCUCAGCAAACAUUGAUAAGAAUAUACUUAGGGUUACCGGUUAUCAGGAAACUGACAGGAUGUGAUGUUGCAGUAAGCAGCCAAAACCGUUUUGAGGAGAGGAAAAAGCUGACAUGUGUAACAUAAGAAACCAUGUUUUCACCUCAUGUCGAAGCUGCGUCAUGCACAGAAUUGCAACUGAUCUGCCGGUUCGUGAGUUUCAUACAAAAAGUGAUCUCUUGUGCCACCGUGUGACUUGGCAUGUGGCAUUGUUUUAAGAGUAAACCCUGGCUGUUUAUUAAUGUGUUAAAAUAAACAAAGGCUUCUGUAAUAUUUCAUUGUGUGUAUCUCAUAAGGGUGUUUCAGUCUAGUUUAGCUUUUUUAGCUCUUUCCUGAAAUCACAUUUUGAGAUGGGUUUCAGUUGGCUUGGGUCAAAUAUUAUCAUUGAUAU